CCCGGCUGCGGGAGCGCGAGGCGCCGCUACUGUGGCCAUGGGCAGCUUCCAGCUGGAGGACUUCGCGGCGGGCUGGAUCGGAGGUGCAGCCAGCGUCAUUGUCGGUCACCCUCUGGACACGGUCAAGAUAUGGAAACUAGCCCGAAAGGGGAGGGGGCUUGCCUUAGGUCAGACAACAGCUUAAAGCAUUGAAGAGUGAGACUCGCCUGCAGGCCGGCGUCAACUACGGGGACACCAUCAGCUGCAUCCGCACGGUGUACAGGAGGGAGAGUGUCUUCGGCUUCUUCAAGGGCAUGUCCUUUCCCCUUGCCAGCAUUGCGGUCUACAACUCUGCGGUGUUUGGGGUCUUCAGUAACACGCAGAGGUUCCUCAGCCAGCACCACUGCAGGGAUCCCGGGGCCAGCCCGUCCGGCACCCUGUCUGACCUUCUCCUGGCCAGCAUGGUGGCUGGCGUGGUCUCUGUGGGGCUGGGCACGCCCGUAGACCUCAUCAAGAUCCGGCUGCAGAUGCAAACACAGCCAUUUCAGGAAGCCAACCUUGGUUUAAGACCCAGGACGAUGACUCUUGGGAAGCCACCAGUCUACCAGGGGCCUGUGGAUUGCAUUGCAACCAUCGUGCGGACCGAGGGCCUGGCAGGGAUGUACCGGGGUGUUGGCGCCAUGCUGCUGAGGGAUGUCCCGGGCUAUUGCCUCUACUUCAUCCCCUAUGUGUUCCUGAAUGACUGGAUCACACCCGAGGCCUGCACAGGCCCCAGCCUCUGUGCUGUGUGGCUGGCAGGCGGCAUGGCAGGAGCAAUUUCUUGGGGGACAGCGACUCCUAUGGAUGUCGUGAAAAGUCGACUCCAAGCUGAUGGGGUUUAUUUAAACAAAUACAAAGGUGUCCUGGAUUGUAUCUCCCAGAGUUACCAGAAGGAAGGUCUUAAAGUGUUUUUCAGAGGCAUCACUGUGAACGCUGUGCGCGGCUUCCCCAUGAGCGCUGCCAUGUUCCUCGGGUAUGAGUUCUCGCUGCAGGCAAUCCGCGGGGACCACGCCGUGACUAGCCCCUGAGCGCCAGCCAGCGUGCAGUCCUGGGAGAGCUGCCACCGUGUCUCCACCUCUGUGUCACUGGUGCCUCACGCGGAGCCCGACACCCAGAUGGCCCCUCAGAAACAUCACUGAGAAGACGGGCAAUCAAGUGCCAGCGUCCCCUCAGCUCCCCCCCUUCUUUUCCUCCCCGUUUCUCCUUCUCUGGCUCCACAUGGGUGUCCUGCAGAGCUGAGAAGACAAGGUAGAAUGAGUCACUGAAUUUUCUAGUCAACAAGAAACCAUUUUGCUUCAGCCUUGGCGACUACGAAUUCUCUCAAGAAGGAUGGCUUUUGCCAGAAAGGUCUCGCAGUCCUCUCUGCUGCCUUCCCUGGGCCAGCAGAGGCCUGCUAGCAUUCGUGGAUGGGCCCAGACCCUAGACCCAGGGGAAGGGUGUGAUGGAUCAGGCCGAUGAGACUGAGCCCAGGACAAGGCUUAGAAUGCCGGCUUCAUCAGAUGAUUUAGCUUUUCACUAAAGCACCCACAUUCACAGCUCUCCCGGCUUUUGGCUCUCUCUUACAAAAGGAAAAGAGUAGUAACACAUUUUGCAUAAUUAAACGUCUUGAGUGGGUUUUGUCCAGGGCGAGGAAGAAGAACGACCUGGUUCUUAAAGCUUUGCUCAGAUAUCAGCUGCUCUCCACCUUGAACAGGUGAAAAUAGCUUUCAAAAAAAAAAAAAAUCCUAUGAUAAAAUCCGUGCCUCUUUAUUGCAGAAAAAAAUAGAAAAUACAAACAGAACACAAGAAAAUAACCUAUUUUCUGCAAUACUUUGUAACUCAUCCUUCCCAUUUAAUAGUUCAAGACCAUUUUUUCCGUGUCAUUAAAUAUUCAGCAGCAAGGUGGUUUUUGUGCCAAGACCUGGCAGAUCCCAGAGUGGCUGGACGCUUGCCCGAGCUGUCACACCCGGCAACUUGUGACCGCCCUGGUGGUUGGCUACUUCUGGAGGAAGGAAGAAGUUUCUAGCAAGCCAAAUUCUGAUCAUCCUGGAUUUAGCCUUUCAGAGCAGCGACCACCCCAGUUGGAAGCCGCCCUUUCCGGAAGUACUCUCACGGUACAAGAGGCACAGAUGUGUGUAAGCCUUGCCUCUGCUGGAGUGAGACAGGAGGCUGUGGCCCCCCGGGUGGAAGAAGGGGUUUCCCAACGACUUUUCUGGAGCCUCCUCUUGAACAAGCCUUCAGUUUGUUUCAACUUCCUGCUCUAACCUAACAGCCCCAAGGUCCUUUAUCAAGCCCUGGAUUUGAAUUUGCCGAGUAGCUCUGAGAUCAUGGGCAGGUCCUCUAGGCAGCAGCAGCAGUAGCAUCUACUCUUUGAAGACUUGGAAACCAGUGCCUCCCUUGUGAUCUAGACGGGGGGCAGAGUGAGAGGUGGUGUAUGUUAGAGAACUGCAGAGCCCUACGGUCCCUAAUCGGUGGCAGGAGGGUGCCCAUCUUGAGUCCCUGGGUGCAGGUGGUAGGAUGGCAUGGAAUGGUUUCCAUUGUCUACACUCCACCAGAGCAGCGUCCAAACCACAGUACCUACAGCCUCCUUCCAACAAGCAGGGGCAGGGGCAGAGCUCUCCCUCAGCCCCCACCAACUCCCAUGGAGGAGGAACACUUCACUUUCAUUUAUCCUCUCCCCCAAUUCACACACACGAGUGAACCAAGGACCAUGGCAAAUCCAGUAAGUGGAGCAUGAGGUCAUUGUUUGGGAUGCGGCUAGUUUGGCCUGUUCUCAGGGAGUACCAGACUCAGACAACAUGAGAAAGAUGACCCUGGGUGGUAGAAGUGGGUCCCAACCCUGGUCAGAAAGUCAGCUCUUAGGUUUGUUGGAAGCCCAUGAGUCCAGCUGGGCCAUCCCCACCGUCCCACCAGGAUCUCCUAUCCCAGAAGCUUCCUGGAACAAUGCUGGUCUGCCUCCUGACUUGACAUUCUUGCUCCACACCUCAUGGAUCUACCUUUAAAUCCUGUAAAGUCCAUUUCCCAGGAAAUAAAAUACGUUCUUCCUAUAAUACCUUUUUUUGAGCAUUUAUAGAUGACCUCAGACAACCUCCUAGCCCUUCACAUCUGCCCUCAUGGUGAUGCCCUGCCAACUCUUGCUUCAUAUACACAGUUUUCCCAAUGGAUUGUUGACCCUUAGAUCCUGCUUGAUAACUUGGGUUUGAUGAAAGCCUUAUUUUUCAUCCUGUUCCCCUAGGGCCAGCGUCACCUGGCCAGAGCUGGUGUCAUCUGACCAGAGCCUCUUUUUGCUACAAGUUGGUGCUGGAGGCAUGGCAUCUCUAGACUCCUCAGUAGUGAACUUAAGAGAAAGAAGGCCUCUCUUCCACCCGUGCUGUGGGUCAGGUGGGCCCUCAGCCAUCGGCGCCGACCUCAGAAUCCCUUCUUUCCUGAGGACUCUGCUCCUUACCUCCCAGCUGCGGCCACUCACCUGCUGCCUGGGAAGGAACUGUUGGACCAUUGGACCACUGACUGACCACCAGCUCUUUCAGAUCUCCACUGGCCCCAAUACAAAGCAGGAUAAAAUCGGCCCUGUCCCCAUGCCUGCUGUUACACUCACUGGGAGCUCAUGGAGGAGCUCAACUGUCUGCAUGUUUCCAAAUA
Molecule: messenger RNA, 3636 nt
Organism: Prionailurus viverrinus (fishing cat)
Lineage: Eukaryota; Metazoa; Chordata; Mammalia; Carnivora; Felidae
Gene: SLC25A48
Product: solute carrier family 25 member 48
Exons: 9
Coding region: 294-1046 (250 amino acids)
Biological process (GO): transmembrane transport
Cellular component (GO): mitochondrion
Molecular function (GO): transmembrane transporter activity
Source: RefSeq, a predicted model, not a curated record